Messenger RNA from Eurytemora carolleeae, 501 nucleotides. RefSeq names its product DIS3-like exonuclease 1. The record is from RefSeq and is a predicted model, not a curated record. NCBI's taxonomy places the organism in Eukaryota, Metazoa, Arthropoda, Copepoda, Calanoida, Temoridae. Bases 7 to 501 code for a protein of 164 amino acids. The transcript is spliced from 5 exons.
AUUAAAAUGAAAGAAGAGAUUUCUAAUUUGGAGAGUGUGACGAAAAAAAUUCAGAUAAAAACUCGACGAAAAAUAGUUGGCGUCGUUCGAGAAAGCUAUCUCAGAAAUGACAUUAGCUGCAGUUGCGAGCUUUGCUUCGAAGGUUGCUCGUCAAUUAACCCUGGAAAGGUGUCAUUGCUACCGAGUGAUCUGGAGCACUAUAUUAUCCCUGGGGUCGAUAUAGUUGCCAAGUUUAUGGACAUCUUAGAACUACAAAACUUUUCAGGAUUGAUAUUUCCUCAGACUGUAGUGAAUAUUAUUCAGCUGAGAAGUUUAAAACAUUACAGGCGUGUAUGUAAUUACAUCAGGGAUCAGAUAUUCCCUAAAAUGUUUAGGCGUGUAUGUAAUUACAUCAGGGAUCAGCUAUUCCCUAAAAUGUUUAGGCGUGUAUGUAAUUACAUCAGGGAUCAGAUAUUCCCUAAAAUGUUUAGGCGUGUAUGUAAUUACAUCAGGGAUCAGUAG